AUGGGUUCUGCCUUGUUGGGCACCUUUAUCCAGCAAAAUGGUGUGCCUCGGGGUUCCGUACUGAGCAUCAUCCUCUUUGCUAUCGCCAUUAACCCUAUAAUGGCCUGUCUCCCACCGGGCAUCAUCUCUGGCUCCCUUUUUGUUGAUGACUUUGCUAUCUAUUGCAGCUCUUCACAGACUUGUCUCAUUGAGCAGCAUCUUUAGCAGUGUCUUGAUCAUCUUUACUUGUGGAACAUCGACAAUGGCUUUCGUUUUUCUACUGACAAAAUCAGUGCAAUUGGUUUCUCCCAUCAUCUUUAAAUCUUGGGCCUGGUGCUCAUUGAAAUUACGAAAUUCCUUGGGCUCCUGUUCGAUAGGAAAAACUCUUGGUUCUCCCACAUGUCUUACCUGACAGCCCACUGUACGUGGUCCCUCAAUGUCCUACGUGUCCUCAAUGGUACUUUCUGGGGUGCUGAUCAAACCAUCCUCCUCCGUUUGUACCAGUCCCUUGUCCAUUCAAAAAUAAACUGUGCAUGCUUUGUGUAUGCAUCUGCCCAUCCAUCCCUCCUACACUCUCUCAAUACUGUUCACCAUCGUGGCCUCUGUUUGGCCACUGUCACGUUUUAAAUUAGCCCAGUUGAGAGUCUGUAUGCAGAAGCUGUCGAACUUUCAGUUGAGAGUCUGUAUGCAGAAGCUGCCGAACUACUACUGUCCUGCCGCCAUGUCUUUCGCCUCAGCAGGUAUCCGUGCUGUUUGUCUGCCAUGCAUGAUCACCUAUCAUAUGCCCCCUUCUUCAAUGACUCCUUGAUCGCCAGUACGGGGCGCGUCCCUGACAGGGAAAAAUGCUAAAACUUGUCUUGAAAUCAUGGAAAUAUCAGGGAAUUUCACGUGGGGAAACUUGUGGCAACCGUGAUUUGGCUGGCAUGCAGAACUCUGCCCAUAGUGAGAGACUUGAAGAGCUGCCUGUUUGGUAAGUUUGUAACAGUAACUUAAUUCUGUGAGUCUAGUUAGGUACUUUGUUGUAAGGUAUUAGCCUAGAUCUGAACAACCGAACACCACCCAUUGGGAUUUUUUGUGAUCUCUCAAAGGCUUUUGAUUGUGUAAAUCAUGAAAUUCUGCUAGACAAGCUCAAGUAUUGUGGCAUGAGUGGGACAGUGCACAAAUGGUUUAAUUUGUACCUAACUGGAAGAGUGCAGAAAGUUGAAAUAAGUAGUUCUCAUAAUAUGCAAAGAUCAGCACAUUCCUCAAACUGGAGAACUAUCAAGAAUGGGGUUCCACAAGGGUCAGUCUUGGGUCCUUUGUUGUUCUUAAUAUAUAUUAAUGACUUGCCAUUCUAUAUUCAUGAAGAGGCAAAGUUAGUUCUCUUUGCUGAUGAUACAAGUAUAGUAAUCACACCUGACAAACAAGAAUUAACUGAUGAAAUUGUCAAUACUGUCUUUCAGAAAAUUACUAAGUGGUUCCUUGUAAACGGACUCUCACUGAAUUUUGAUAAGACACAGUACAUACAGUUCCGUACAGUGAAUGAUAUGACGCCAUUAAUAAAUAUAGACCUUAAUCAGAAGCAUAUAGCUAAGGUAGAAUAUUCCAAAUUUUUAGGUGUGUCCAUUGAUGAGAGAUUAAAUUGGAAGAAACACAUCGAUGAUCUGCUGAAACGUUUGAGUUCAGCUACUUAUGCAAUAAGGGUCAUUGCAAAUUUUGGUGAUAAACAUCUUAGUAAAUUAGCUUACUACGCCUAUUUUCACUCGUUGCUUUCAUAUGGCAUCAUAUUUUGGGGUAAUUCAUCACUGAGGAAUAAAGUAUUUAUUGCACAAAAGCGUGUAAUCAGAAUAAUAGCGGGAGUCCACCCAAGAUCAUCCUGCAGACAUUUAUUUAAGGAUCUAGGGAUAUUCACAGUAGCUUCUCAGUAUAUAUACUCUCUCAUGAAAUUUGUUAUUAACAACCAAACCCAAUUCAAAAGUAAUAGCAGUGUGCAUAACUACAAUACUAGGAGAAAGGAUGAUCUUCACUAUUCAAGAUUAAAUCUAACUUUGGCACAGAAAGGGGUGAAUUAUACUGGCACUUAAGUCUUUGGUCACUUACCAAAUAGUAUCAAAAGUCUGACAGAUACCCAACAAGUAUUUAAGAAGAAAUUAAAAGAAUUUUUGAAUGACAACUCCUUCUACUCCAUAGAGGAAUUUUUAGAAACAAAUUUUAAAAAAAUUAAAAAUAAAUAAAAAUAAAAAAAAGCACUUAAAUGAAAAAGUUGUUAUAUUAACUUAAGUAUGUUGUUAAAUUAACUUAAUUAUGUCAUGUAUUGGAAAAUUUGACUCGUUCCACAUCAUUACGAAAUAUCGUAUUCAUGAUCCAUGGAACUAGUAUUAAUCUAAUCUAAUCUAGAUUGUUACCCUUGGUUGACAUGGGGGCAUUUAAAUUUGGGAUAAGCUAUUUGGUUCCUCUCCAGCAGGUGCCGUGUGGCGAGUUGUGUACUGUGGCUCUUAGGAAUUCCUAAUCAAAGUUGGACAACUUGAAAGGAGAGUAUGGUUGUGGGAUUUAGAGCCAGCCAUGAGGAAACGAUUACAAUGCUGACUUUUGCACUAUUAGAUGUAAAGGGAGAAAGUAUGAGCCUUCUUGAAGAUGAUGAUACUGAACAAGUAAAUGUGUCGCCAGGAAGCCAAAGUUGGUUAUUAAGAGGAAUUGCUAAAUGCGACAUUUGCCCAGUAUGACCAUGGAUUUAUUUGACAGUAUGAGGGAUGUAUGUGAACAUAGUUCCAUAGGAAUAUUUGACUUGAGACAUGAUAAAUUUCUUGCGAGUGCUACAAGAAUAAUAGGUAUGGCUGAGGAGAGUGGUGGUUGGGCCUGUCACGGACUGCUGUGCAAGGAAGAAAUUUUUUUAUUUUUAAUUGCUAUGCUCAUAUGAUGUAACGAGUUUUAUUACUAAAGGUAAUACUAAAAUCUUUAGACAUUUACUAUUGCAAUUGUUUGGCUGCAUGUAGUUCACUCCAUGAGUGUCUGGUUUUUCAUUUGUGUUCUGUGGUCUAUUGCAGGAGAAUGAAGGAUUAAGCUUUUGUUCAUCAGACCAUAGUGCUUCUGCCCAAGUGUGUGCCAUAUCAGAAAAGUUUUUGUGUAAUAAGUCUUUUAGGUUCUUAAUAUUUACAGUUAUCAAUUUUGGUGGAGAUCACUACAUCAUGUUUUGAGUCGUCAGGCCUUUUAUGCAGGUGGCAGUAUGUGUUAUUUUUUGAUUGCAGGUGAGCCAGGUAUCUUAUGUAGCUACCUCAUUGUGUUUUGAACUGCUUUGAGGCAUUGUACAGGAGUUGGAGUGACACUAGUAAUUUUGUCUUUUAGUGUCACUGUGUAAUAAACCGUGUGACAAAAAGUUAAUCACUUUUAAUGGAUGACAGAAACAUAAUUGAACUUUACAUGUUGACAGUGUGUGUGUGAUGUUAUUUCAGUUUUACAAAUUAAAAAUGCAAAUUGAAAAGGUCACAGAAUCACCAGCUGAUGUCAGUACUCAUGUAGUGAUGUUCCUAAGCAUGAUAUCCCCUUUACGAUUUUUUCUUUCCUUCCAAAUUAUGUUCAAGAAAAUAUUUUUUGUAUUAAUGGAAAACAUCGUAUAAUGAAUGACAUUGCGUAUAGACAUAUAAAGACAGCUUUUAAAGUACAAAAGAAUUAGUUACAUUUUUGAAAAUCACCAGUAAUAAAAUCCUGAGUACGCCCUUGCACUGGACUUGGAUAUUCUGAAACUUGAAGUCAUUAUUUAGUUUCUCUGUUGCUAUGAAGUCUAAACAUAUCUUCCACAACAGUUUCCUGUGAACAUAAAUCGUGGAAGAGCUGGUUGGGACUCAGUGAACUUGUCACUCAACUGACGAAUUGUCACGACUUUCAAUCUCUUAAUUAACAUCACAUUCUUCACUUAGCCACGAAAUUCAAUUUCAAGCACAGAAUCAUGUACUAUUCCUUUUUUUGGAAGCAAGGAGACUCUGAUAGCACACGUUUUGUUCUCGAGUAUCCAAAGUUGCACAAAGUAAAGGCAACUUUUAGUGGCAGUCUCAACCAGACGAUGACAGCCAGUCUACAAAUGUAGUACCUGAUGCUGUCUAGCAGCCAAACACAUAACAAUCAGUGUUGUUACAGAAAUACGUGGGGUUUUACUUUUUUAACCCUUUGUUGCCUGACGGUACUUAAAAGUACCAGUAAGUUUUGACUCUCAUUAUUUUCUUGUGGUGCAGUUUCGUGAUCUGAGAGCCUGCUGGUACGUAACAGUAACUCUGCUCUACUGUUUCAGAGAUGUUAUUGUGCAAUAUAUAGACCUCUCUGGCGGUCAGAGCUUGAAAUUGUUAUUCGCGCGCUGCUGUGAAAACAGAAGAUUGUAUGUGCUUGUUUCCAUGGUGUUGCCCUGAAUUUGUGCGCAAUUUAUUGAAACUUCCAUUGAGCUUUCCAUUAUGGACGAAAAUCGUAAAACUGGUGGCUACUUUCGACCUUUGAGUGAUGCAGAGAUUGAAGCAAUUUUGUAUGAGGACAUUCCCUCUGAUAUUUCAGAGGAUACUGACAUCGAAGAUGAUGACGAGAAUGUUAAUAAUUUUGACAAAGCUUUUCCGUGCAAUUUGCAAGAGGCAGAUUGUGAAACAAACUCCACUUGUUCGGAUAAUGAUGCCUCAGAGAGUUCUUUGCCGUUUACAUCUUCACCUCAAUGUGAAUAUUGGACAAAGAGAAUGUGGAGAGACAAACACAUUGAAACAAGGAACUGUGAAUACAGAUAUAGUGAAGGGCCUAUGGAAGAAUUAUUUCAGGAUUGCCUCACAGCUACUGAUGUUUUUAUUUUCAUUUUGAAGCCAAUUGUAGAAGACAUAAUUUUCCAGAGCAAUCUUUACGCAACACAGAAGGGAAAAAUUUUAAAUCUGAAGGAACAUGAGCUGUUUGCUUUUUUGGGAAUUAAUUUAUUUAUGGGUUACCACAAGCUGCCGUCGUGGAAACACUACUGGUCUGCGUGUGAUGACCUUGGUAUUUCUAUUGUAAAGCGAUGCAUGAGUAGGGACAGGUAUGAUUUUAUUUUGAGUAAUUUACAUCUUAACGACAACACAAAAAUUCCAGAAAGAAACACUGACAAAUUGUAUAAAAUACGCCCGCCUCUGACUGCUUUGAAUAAGCAAUUUAUGUCCAUAUACAGGGGCACUAGAGAACUCAGUAUUGAUGAAUCAAUGAUUGUCUUCAAGGGAAGAAGUAGCAUAAAGCAAUAUAAUCCAUUAAAACCAAUCAAAAGAGGCUAUAAACUAUGGGCAAUUUGUGAUAAAAAAGGAUACACACUCAAUUUUGAAGUGUAUCAAGGUAGAAAUGAGACACUGGAGAAGGACUUUGAAGGGUACGGUUUAGGGGAGAGAGUAGUACUGAAAUUGUCUAAACCGUAUUGGGGUCAGUACAGAAAAUUGUACUUUGACAUUUUUUUUACUUCUAUUCCACUUUUGGAGAAAUUAAAAUCCGUAAAUACAUUUGCCUGUGGAACAAUUAGAACAAACAGGAAAGGUUUGCCAGCGAAUUUACCUAAAGAAAAAUGUCUAAAGCGUGGGGAAUCAAAUCACAGAGUGUCAUCUUUAGACCUAACAGUAUUUCAAUGGAGGGACAAUAAAGUAGUGUAUUUUGCGUCAAACUUCCAUGGCACUGAACAGAGCGUAGUGUCAAGAAAACAGAAAGAUGGAACUAGUAUGACAAUACCAUGUCCAGCUAUUGUAUGUGAUUACAAUAAAAACAUGGGUGGUGUGGAUCAUGCGGACAGAUUACGUUCAGCUUAUGGUCUUGACAGGCGAUCAAAGAAAUGGUGGCACCGUCUCCUCUGGGGAGCAAUAGAAAUUUCUUUUGUCAAUGCUUACGUCAUUUUCAGUGAUCUACAUGGGGCACUGCCACUGCUGGAAUUCAGGCGUGCUGUGGCACUAGGGCUAAUGAAUGAACAGCAAGUGCCAAAUCUCAAAAAGAGAAACUCUGGUAAAGAUGAAAUAACUCCCCCAAAGAGAAGGAAAGAUAACUUUUCUGUUCCUAAGGAUGUACGUCUUGGCAACCGAGGAAACCAUUUUGUAGUGUUCAGUUGUAAAAGAGGACGAUGCGAAAUGUGUGCGAAAAAUAAAAUUCAGUCGAGACCACAUUCACAAUGUAGUACAUGUAAAGUGUAUUUGUGCUGCAAUGAGAAAAAGAACUGUUUCCUACAAUUUCAUGAGGUAUCACUAAAUAUGUGAUAUGUAUUUACUGUCAAAAAUGUAUAGCUAAGUUACUAUGUAUUGUAAAGUUGCUCUACAAGGUAAAUUUAUGCGAAAUUUAAGAAAUCAGAAAUAUAGUAUUUUUGUAUAAUUUUCUAAUGUAAAAAUACUUAAUAUUUACAUGGAAUAAAGUAAAAGUUAUAAAAAUUGGAGCAUUUUUCUGCGCAUGUUGUGAUUCUGUCCAUGGAGUCUGAUGGUACUUCUGAGUACCAGGAGUGAAAAAAGUUGUAAAAAAUAAAAUAUAAUUUCACAAAAAAUCCUACCGUCAUUUGAGGCCACAAUAGCAUAAAUUCUGCAAAGAAAAUGUUAAAAAGUAAAUUUUUUCUUAUGUCAGGAAACAAAGGGUUAAAGGUAUGUUCCCAUGUAAUGUAUAGUUGGGAUUUUAAGUUUCUGUCAGAAUAAUGAAAAUGGGUUUGUUUUACAUGCCUUAUGAGUAAAUAAUGGGUUUGUUUUACAUGCCUUACGAGUAAAUGUAUGAUGUAUCUGUGCUGUGGGUAGAUUCUAUAGAGCAAAAAAAAAUUAAGAUUCGAGCAGUGAUUAAGUACUUCUUAAAGAAAGGAAAUUCAUGCUGAUUUUUAGAAAACUCUUGAGGUACUUGGUCCUUCGUGUUCAGGAGUUCCUAAGUGGAAAAAUAUAGUUUAAAUUUGGUUGGGACAGCUGAGAUGGCGAGCCACUUGCUGUUGGCCAAGAUGUCCCACAACAUCGGAAAUUAUUGCAAAAGUGCAUAAAAUUGUAAUGGAAGAUUUCCCGAUUGAAUGUGAAAGAAAUUGCUGAGGCUGCAGGGAUGUCAUCUGAAUGGACAUAUCACGUUUAACAGUGGCAUUGGGUGUGAGAAAAUUAGCUGCUUGUUGGGUGUCAUGACUCUUAAAUGCAGACUCAGAAACAUAUCAGAAUGGAAAUGGCUGAACAAUAUUUGACUGUUUUUCAGAGCAACCAAGAAUAUUUUUUGCACUGGGUUGUGGCCACAGAUGAAACUUGAGUCCAUUACUAUAUACCACAGAGACAAACCAACAAUCAAAGCAAUUGUAGAUUCCCCACCACCGAAGAAAACAAUGUCAAUAUGCUCAGCCAGAAGGUCAUGGCAUCUGGCUCCUGGACCAGCUACAGAAAAGAUACAUGAAAAAAGACAGUUUGGCAAGGAAGAAAGUCAUCUUUCAUAGGACAGUUCGUGUCCAUCCAAAAGUGUCGUUCUCAUGUCAAACGUACAUGAACUAAGAUUAGAUUUGUUGCCACACCUCCUGAUUUGGCUCCAUGGCUCCAUCAGACUUCCAUGUCUUCCCCAAAAUCAAAAUCAAAUCUGAUUCUCAUCAGAUGUAGAACUGACAGCCGGCGUUGAUGGGCAUAUUUCAGGCCAGGAGAAAUCUAAUUUUCGAGAUGGGAUAAAAGUAUUGAAACGUCACCGGACCAAGGGCAUCAGUGUAGUGGGAGACUGCCUUGAAAAAUAAAAAAAUUUUCACUGAGGUAAGCGAUUUCUUUCUAUUUCAAUUCAGGAACUUAUCAAAUAGCCCUUGUACCUGACAGUACGAGCACACUCAUUAGUAUGACGCGGCACCUUCCCUCCCCCUACCCCAAUGUCCUGAAUGCAUGCACUGAUUGUUUGGAAGAGCUUAGUAAAGCUGUCAAAUCCUCUUCUGAGGCAAGCUAUUCAAGACUAUAGUAACUGGUCCUUGACAUCCUGGAUAGUGGCUCUGGCACAGAAUUAACUGGCAACCUUGCUGUCCACAGGAGUACUUAAACAUCAUGCAGACAUUCUUAAGCAAAUGCCAUGUGUGGACAGCCAUUGUUAUGUUAAAAAGUGGUACUGUUACAUAAGAGGUAACACGAGGAUACAGGAUAUCUGUGACAUACAGUUGUGCUAUCAGAAGUUCCAUCAGUCACACCUAUUGGCUCCUUGCAGCAUGACAAAAGGAGUAACACCACAGUGCUUAUCCAAAUCAUUGGAAGAAUUGGACCUCUCCAUAAGUCGUCAACAUACUUGUCAGUGUUCAUCAUCUAGGGUAGUGCAGAAUCGCGAUUUAUUGUGAACACACUGAGAGCCAUUCAUCAGCAGUCCUUGCUUCUCGGGCAAGAAAAACUCCAAAUAGUUCCCUAGUCUGACUGCUGAUAGUCUGCUAUCAGUGUUGCAGUUUGACAUUGAAUGUAGCAAAAUCCAUUACAUGUUCUUAGAUGGCAGUUGCAGAUGCGAGGAGGUUAAAUUGUACAUGGUGCACAAUACAGUGAUCCUCCUUUGUAGUGGUCAGAUGGUGUCAACUGGAAUCUUGAUGAAGAAUGGCCUGCCCUCAUGUUCCCAUGCAGUCCAACAUUGGGCCAUUGCUGCAUCCAAAUGCCCCACAAAUCUUUAUAUUGCACAAUUCAACCUGCCAGCCAAAUGGAGACCCGCCCUACCAAACUAUGUUGUGCUGUUAACAAUGUCUCGCAUGAGUACGUGGCAUCACUGUGUCCUUCACAGUGACAAUAUCUAACGCUGUUCGUGCCUUUUAUAGACUCUAUUAGGCCUGGUAACAACACUAGACAUGAACAAUACAAAUGCACUAAGCAGCUGUUCUACCUGUCUGCUGAUGGUGCAGGCAUGUAUGAAAUUGAAGUGACCUGCAACCACGUCUUCUGGGUGCUUCAUUUUUUGGUCAAGCAGUGUAUAUAUGAGGGUUGAUCCAGAAAUAAGGUUCCCUUUGUUUUUACAAUUAUAGACAACAUUGUUUAUUCUCCUAGAAAUUUACAUCGUUGGAAAAAGAAACUUAGUUCUCUUUUUCUACAUAGUCAUCAUCUUUUUGUAUGCCGCCCCCCCCCCCCCCUCCCUCUCCCGGUGCUGCAGUUUCUGUAUCCCCAUAUCGUCGAACUCCACCGCCAACCCAUUGAAGAAGCGUUUCACUUCAUCUUUAACUUCCUCAUCUUUUCACAAGCAUUGGCCACCCAAAUGUUCCUUUAACUAGAGGAAUAAGUGAUAAUCACUAGGUGUGAGGUCCGGACCAUAAGGUAGGUGGGGCAUGACAGUCCAACCAAAGUUUGUCAAAAGUUCGUUAGUUUGAUGGGAGACAUGAGGUCAGGUGUGAUCAUGAAGCAGCAUUACACCUGUCAGUCAUCAUCCUCUCCGGCAGUUUUCAAUAGCUCACCUGAGUUUUUGUUGUAUUUCACAAUAACUGUCUGGGUUGAUAGUUGUCCCAGUUUUUGGCCAUGACUUUGCCAAGAGACAGAGUUUUUGAACUUCUUUGCGACUGGUGACCCUGAGUGACACCAUUGUUUGGAUUUUUUGUCUCGCAUAACAGUGGAGCCCAACAAUCCUUCCUUAUCUUCUCGACAUUUAAACUGGCAAGCACAAUGAAGGCAUUUCUCCUGUGUUCUACUGUCAGUAUACACAGUACACAUCAGGCACAGCACUUGGGAUAACCCAAUUUUUCCCUCAAAGCUCUUUCAACUGUACCGUAAGAUCUCCCAGGAAUCCAAGCAAGCAACAAGUUCGCGGACGGUGAGUCUCCUGUUUUGAAGCACUUAACAUUGGACCAUCUUGAUACCCGCCACCGAAACUGGUCUUCCACUUCCUUCAUGAUGGUCCUCUUUCCGACCAGCACUAAACUCCCUGCACCUUCCCUCCCCCUACCCCAAUGUCCUGAAUGCAUGCACUGAUUGUUUGGAAGAGCUUAGUAAAGCUGUCAAAUCCUCUUCUGAGGCAAGCUAUUCAAGACUAUAGUAACUGGUCCUUGACAUCCUGGAUAGUGGCUCUGGCACAGAAUUAACUGGCAACCUUGCUGUCCACAGGAGUACUUAAACAUCAUGCAGACAUUCUUAAGCAAAUGCCAUGUGUGGACAGCCAUUGUUAUGUUAAAAAGUGGUACUGUUACAUAAGAGGUAACACGAGGAUACAGGAUAUCUGUGACAUACAGUUGUGCUAUCAGAAGUUCCAUCAGUCACACCUAUUGGCUCCUUGCAGCAUGACAAAAGGAGUAACACCACAGUGCUUAUCCAAAUCAUUGGAAGAAUUGGACCUCUCCAUAAGUCGUCAACAUACUUGUCAGUGUUCAUCAUCUAGGGUAGUGCAGAAUCGCAAUUUAUUGUGAUCACACUGAGAGCCAUUCAUCAGCAGUCCUUGCUUCUCGGGCAAGAAAAACUCCAAAUAGUUCCCUAGUCUGACUGCUGAUAGUCUGCUAUCAGUGUUGCAGUUUGACAUUGAAUGUAGCAAAAUCCAUUACAUGUUCUUAGAUGGCAGUUGCAGAUGCGAGGAGGUUAAAUUGUACAUGGUGCACAAUACAGUGAUCCUCCUUUGUAGUGGUCAGAUGGUGUCAACUGGAAUCUUGAUGAAGAAUGGCCUGCCCUCAUGUUCCCAUGCAGUCCAACAUUGGGCCAUUGCUGCAUCCAAAUGCCCCACAAAUCUUUAUAUUGCACAAUUCAACCUGCCAGCCAAAUGGAGACCCGCCCUACCAAACUAUGUUGUGCUGUUAACAAUGUCUCGCAUGAGUACGUGGCAUCACUGUGUCCUUCACAGUGACAAUAUCUAACGCUGUUCGUGCCUUUUAUAGACUCUAUUAGGCCUGGUAACAACACUAGACAUGAACAAUACAAAUGCACUAAGCAGCUGUUCUACCUGUCUGCUGAUGGUGCAGGCAUGUAUGAAAUUGAAGUGACCUGCAACCACGUCUUCUGGGUGCUUCAUUUUUUGGUCAAGCAGUGUAUAUAUGAGGGUUGAUCCAGAAAUAAGGUUCCCUUUGUUUUUACAAUUAUAGACAACAUUGUUUAUUCUCCUAGAAAUUUACAUCGUUGGAAAAAGAAACUUAGUUCUCUUUUUCUACAUAGUCAUCAUCUUUUUGUAUGCCCCCCCCCCCUCCCUCUCCCGGUGCUGCAGUUUCUGUAUCCCCAUAUCGUCGAACUCCACCGCCAACCCAUUGAAGAAGCGUUUCACUUCAUCUUUAACUUCCUCAUCUUUUCACAAGCAUUGGCCACCCAAAUGUUCCUUUAACUAGAGGAAUAAGUGAUAAUCACUAGGUGUGAGGUCCGGACCAUAAGGUAGGUGGGGCAUGACAGUCCAACCAAAGUUUGUCAAAAGUUCGUUAGUUUGAUGGGAGACAUGAGGUCAGGUGUGAUCAUGAAGCAGCAUUACACCUGUCAGUCAUCAUCCUCUCCGGCAGUUUUCAAUAGCUCACCUGAGUUUUUGUUGUAUUUCACAAUAACUGUCUGGGUUGAUAGUUGUCCCAGUUUUUGGCCAUGACUUUGCCAAGAGACAGAGUUUUUGAACUUCUUUGCGACUGGUGACCCUGAGUGACACCAUUGUUUGGAUUUUUUGUCUCGCAUAACAGUGGAGCCCAACAAUCCUUCCUUAUCUUCUCGACAUUUAAACUGGCAAGCACAAUGAAGGCAUUUCUCCUGUGUUCUACUGUCAGUAUACACAGUACACAUCAGGCACAGCACUUGGGAUAACCCAAUUUUUCCCUCAAAGCUCUUUCAACUGUACCGUAAGAUCUCCCAGGAAUCCAAGCAAGCAACAAGUUCGCGGACGGUGAGUCUCCUGUUUUGAAGCACUUAACAUUGGACCAUCUUGAUACCCGCCACCGAAACUGGUCUUCCACUUCCUUCAUGAUGGUCCUCUUUCCGACCAGCACUAAACUCCCUGCACCAUUUUUAGACGUGUUGAACGAACAUACACUUGUCGCAAUACUUUUGUGUCAGCUGACGAUGAAUAUCCAUGGAUGGAGUCCCUUUCGCGAGCAGAAACUGAAUUACGGAACGAAUCUUGCACUUGGCGGGAUCAACAGUGGGCAUCUCCAUUGCGGGUGGCUGCUGAGCCAAUACUGAGUGGUGCAGCGAAGUGUGGCCAGGCAGAAUUGAGAGUGGGGAAACAGCCACGCACAACGGUGUUGAUGGGUUUCGCCCAGCACCUUCCUGUGUGGCUGGAGCUCUUUUGGAACUUUACUUCUGGAUCAACCCUUGUAAUUAGGUUUGAAUCUAGAGUCAGGUGUUCAUGGGAUAUGUCUGCAUGUCAAAAUAUAACACCUCAGCCCAUAUGUGUGCGUUAAUGUGACAGUUUCUUUGUAGUAAAUCUUUUCAGUCCUUAAUGUAUAUAGUACAAGCCCAUAGUUAGCUGACAUGGCCACAGCAAGUCGUAUUUGUGACAAUAUGUGUUUGGCCUUUGCACUGUAUAUUGUUAGGAGUACUUGUCAUAGCUAGUUCAACUUCUCAAUGGAGUUUGAAAUAUUCCAUGAAUGUUUGGAUACCACAGCACUUCUUAUUUUUAAUAGAAGUUUAAUAUGUACAGGAAUUUGUAAUAAGAUUUAAGCUUUUGUUUCGUAAAGUUGAUCUUGCGUCACUUAGAUGAAUAAUGUUCCCAGUUAAAAACCAGAGUUAUGCCUGUUGCUCCGUGAUUAUUAAAAUUGUAAAAACAGUUUGGUUGUAAUAUGAUGGACUAUUAGUCACUAGUUUUCUAAGAGAACAGGUAUUAAAAUGUAGUUCAUACACAGAAGUGAGGAAGCUAAGUGCCUCACCAUGGAGAGUGAAAUUUUAUAUUCUGUUUGUGUGUCUUAUUGUUGGUAUAAAAUGUGUGUUUGAGUUAUUGAGAUUUUAUUUCUUGAAUGCUGGAAUUUUUGUUAUGUGUGCUCCUUUUUUUAUCUCCACACGUUUGAGUUGCACAACUGAGGCCAUUGUUUGAGAGAGCAUGAACUGCUAAUUACUUUGAGUUUGUGCCACAAGCAAAUAACACUUCUGAGAAGAGAGACUUCAGCAGGUCACUCUGAUUUAGGGAUUCUAACCUGUUGUCUGCACGAUAGUUUACCAACGUGCUUGUAGAUAAUUUAUUCUCAUCCAAUAGAUUUCUUUAUGUCUUAAGUUGAACUCCAGUUGGGAGUCCUCUAUUGAAUGAUUUUACCUAAAAGACAAAUGUUGUUUACCCUGUUUAUUGAUAGCGUCCAUAAGUGAUAUACUGGUUUUCCUUUUUAUGUCAUCAAUAACAACCUUGUCAUCAGUUGCUAAUUUGACAGGUAAUUAUUCAGAGUUAACUUCAGGCAGAUUGGUUGUUUGUUAAUAGCAACAUUGUUGCAAAUGCUAAGGCCAAGAAAAUGCCUCAUUCAAGGUGUGGCUCCUCUUACCGUAUAUGUAUCAGUUUCAUUGCUGAUAUAGCCUUUUUUACAUUAAUGGGACGUAGCCAAGGCAGAUUGCUCUAGGUAUGGCGAUACAUUGCCAGUAAUGUGUCUAGUUUAUGCUUCACCCCACUCUUUACCUUUAUCUUUGAAAUAUUUGAAACUAUCACAACAGUAUUCCACUAGUACAUUUCAGAGACUAUAUUUUACUGUAGGCACUGUAAUGUUAAUAAUGAGUAUAAGAAUAUUGCUUCUCUCUUUUAUACUUUAAGGAAAUAUGUUGUUCACUGCUUGUGAGCUUCCUGUGUGGCUCUAAGGUUAACUAUUGUGUAUGACCUAAUAAACAUAUGACACUGCUGUAACAAGGAAUGACCUACUUUGCAUUCAGCUCCCAAUUUGUAAAAUGGCUGCUUUAAGUUAAGCAGAUGUUCAAUACCAGAUGCUAUUGAUGUAAAAUGUACUGUAUAACAUAUCUGUAGAAGAAACAAAUGGAUUGCAGAAUGCUGUAAAAAGUAUGCAUGAUAACCUACAGAACUUCUGUGUUAAUAUAACCAAAGCAAAAGUUUAUUUGCAGGUUCCUGUAUUAUGUCCUGAAAGAAUAUCUUGUGGGCAACAGAAAUAGUCCCAGUUCCAUUUUUUGUUGUGGAGUGUCAUUUAACAUGUUGAAAACAACAACUGUCCAUAUUGCCUUUUAAUCAAAGCUGUAACAUUUGUAACACUGCCUUCAGUUGUUAUUGUUGAUAUUUUACUGUGUUUGGAAAUCGUACCUCCAUGCCUUAUGGAAAUAACUUCAUCAAUGUUAAUUAAGCUUUAUUUGUUAGUAAUUAAUUUUAAAUGUGUAAUUUUGUCAUUUGCUACUCUUGUUCAUUAUCAGGUUACAUGUGUGUGAAACUUGUAGAUUUCAUUAAAGAUAUGUUUGAAGAAAAGUUACAGCAAUAAA
Molecule: messenger RNA, 14198 nt
Organism: Schistocerca cancellata (South American locust)
Lineage: Eukaryota; Metazoa; Arthropoda; Insecta; Orthoptera; Acrididae
Product: piggyBac transposable element-derived protein 3-like
Exons: 5
Coding region: 4398-6179 (593 amino acids)
Source: RefSeq, a predicted model, not a curated record